Ostertagia ostertagi is the source of this 1050-nucleotide messenger RNA. NCBI's taxonomy places the organism in Eukaryota, Metazoa, Nematoda, Chromadorea, Rhabditida, Trichostrongylidae. The record is from the annotation of a GenBank genome assembly.
GAGACCUGACGCACCAGCGCCUGCUGUCGCCCAGCCUCGCGCGUUACCAGAGCCACCACCACCGCCUCCGCAGCCCGCAGAGAAAGGAUCCGUCGUCGGUGAGUCGAAUGGUCCACCGAUCGCCGAAGAGCCAGCACCGAUGCCGAUAAUGUUCACGAUUCCUGCAGCCGGUGCCACAUCAGCUCCCGUUGGUGUGAUCAUACCCACCCAAGCUGCUGUAGCUCCACCGGCUUCAAACACUCAACAGGAGCAGAUUCGAGAACAGUCACCAGGGCUGGACGUGGUUCCAGCGCCUGCCAUUCCUGUCAUGCCCCCUGCACCCGCUGCGCCAGUCAUGGAAGCGAAUCGAACUCCUACGGGAGAUAGAGUCCCUGCACAACCUGGAACGCCACUGCCUGCACCAAUUCAAUCCAGCCUACCCCAACCUGCAGGAAGCCAGGAGAAUGCUGUGGCGGCUCCCGCUAUUGUGCAAUAUCCUCCCAUUCAAGCUCAUGAUCGUGUUCAGUUACCUACCCAGACGCUUCAAGUGCGAGAAGUCCCUGCUGAAACCCCGGCUGCAGUGGACCAGCCGCAGCCGACUGUAGAAAUGCCCGCUGAGCCUCCAGCUACUCGCUUGCAAGCAGGCUCUCAUGAACAAGGCCAGCCACAUUUGUUCAUCGCCAACGCCGUGCCAGCUGGUCAACAGGGCUCAGACGUGAGAGCGGCCAAUGCUCCAGCCACUCCAGCUACCCGACCUGAGCAAGCACACCACGGAGAACCGGGACACGGCGAGCAACAAGAAGGCCAUGCAGACGAAGAGAAUAUCAAUAUGAUGCUACAAGGGAUGCUCCAAGCUUUGGUGGAGGAAAUCGUUUUUGACGCAAUCAACGAUGAACGCAUGGAAAACACCGUCACUGAGCCGUCUCCAGCUGUGAGCACCAAUGUGACCAGCGUGCAACGUGGUUCCAAUGCCUCCGAUAGUUCAACACUCAGAACGUCGACACCUGUUACACCACCGCCCACAGAAAUACCGCCACCCCCGUCGCAACCACCUCCAGAUCGCCGCCCUUG